This is a messenger RNA of Pogona vitticeps (central bearded dragon), 4275 nucleotides long. It is a transcript of the gene SPIN1, whose product is annotated as spindlin 1. NCBI's taxonomy places the organism in Eukaryota, Metazoa, Chordata, Lepidosauria, Squamata, Agamidae. Gene Ontology annotation, biological process: gamete generation. The record is from RefSeq and is a predicted model, not a curated record.
CUUCGCGGCCAAGGGUGGGAGGGAGGUGAGCGAGGGAGCUCGAAAGCUCCGCUCUCCUGUCGCAGUUCAAUAGACCAAGUGCGCUUGCGCGGCGAGGACCCGAGGCAGGCGGGGCCGCAUGUUUGGAGCGGCUCACUAUUUGGCAGGAAGAUGCAGAGGCCUCUCUCCUGGUAGCGGCACCAGCGCAAGCAGAGGAGAGCUCCCGAUGUGGCAAGAGAGAGGAGGGCUAAAUAGCAGCAGCGGCGGAGAAGGAGGGGGCCAAGGGAGACAAGGGGAGCCGCCGCAGCAACCGCCGCCGAGGAGCUGAGAGGCCUGGCCGGGCGAGCGGCGGUGGCCACGCUUCUGCAGCACUGGCACCCCCGCCGACGCCACCCCCCCGCCGGGCCCCUCACGCCCGCCCGGGUGGAGGCGGAGGCGGCGGAAGAAACGGCGAAGGAGCCGCGGGCAGCAGAAGAGAAACUGGUGGUGCCAGAGAAGUCCAUAUAGGGGAAAAACAGCCCACAAAAAAACUCAUCCAUCACAUCAAAAAACUCUACAGAUGCACAGAUUGUUGUAACUGAAGGCAGAUCUGCUCAGUUUGGGGGAGAACAACAAUUCUGAUUUGACAUCUGUACUAUUGCAUCUAUUAUUCCAAGACUGGGAAACUUCACAACGGCUACUAGAACUGGAUUUUCACCCUAGUUCAGCAGCUUUGCUGCUCACUUAAAUACAGAUGAAUGAAGACCCCAUUUGGGAAGGCACCAGGUCAGCGAUCCAGAGCUGAUGCAGGGCAUGCAGGUGUGUCUGCCAGCAUGAUGAAGAAGAGAGCUUCCCACAAAAAGCAUCGAAACAACGUGGGACCAAGCAAACCCAUUUCUCAACCCAGAAGAAACAUUGUAGGCUGCAGAAUACAGCAUGGAUGGAAGGAAGGAAGUGGACCUGUGACACAGUGGAAAGGCACAGUCCUAGACCAGGUUCCUGUAAAUCCCUCUCUCUAUCUUAUUAAAUAUGAUGGAUUUGAUUGUGUGUAUGGACUAGAACUGCACAAAGAUGAGAGAGUUUCAGCACUUGAAGUCCUUCCAGAUAGAGUUGCUUCGUCUCGAAUUAGUGAUGCCCACCUGGCAGACACAAUGAUUGGCAAAGCAGUGGAACAUAUGUUUGAAACAGAAGAUGGCUCAAAAGAUGAAUGGAGGGGAAUGGUCUUGGCUCGAGCACCUAUAAUGAACACAUGGUUUUAUAUAACAUAUGAGAAGGAUCCUGUCUUGUACAUGUACCAGCUCUUAGAUGACUAUAAAGAAGGUGAUCUCCGUAUUAUGCCUGAUUCCAAUGAUUCACCUCCAGCAGAGCGGGAACCUGGCGAAGUUGUGGACAGCCUAGUGGGGAAACAAGUGGAAUAUGCCAAAGAAGAUGGCUCAAAAAGGACUGGCAUGGUCAUUCAUCAAGUGGAAGCCAAACCCUCCGUCUGUUUCAUCAAGUUUGAUGAUGAUUUCCAUAUUUAUGUCUAUGAUUUGGUUAAGACAUCCUAGACACCACCAUGCGAACUUUUGCCAAACUUGUGGAACUUCAUGUAAAAUUUGUAGACUCAAAGACUUUACUGCUUUCCAGUUUAUUUGAAAGCUUAAAUGUCCCUGCGAGCCCACAAUCUCUGCCAGGAAAACGAUUCCAUUGUGAACUAUACAAAUAGACUUUUAUGUGAACAUGACACAUUUUGUGUAGGGGAACUCCUUUUCUUGAAGGAAGUCUUCUAUGUUGGGGCGGUAUGUGGAUGAAUUUAGAGAAAACAGCAGCUGCAAAUUCAAGCUGUAUAAAUGGAUCUAGCAAUGUCAUCAUUAAUUGAUUUUUUCCCCAAUUAUAACUUUCCCUCAGCUUCUCACUUAACUGUUCAACUGCCACAUACAAGUUUAGCUUGGUAUUAUAUUGCUUUCAUGUAUGUAACAUUAAGUUUUCUUGUCUGGCAGUCCUUGUUCCAGGGUUUGGGCAGAAAUGAUUAUGAAAUGUUUUAAGCAGUGUUAAGGACUGCCUAACCCAAUUAACAUCAGUGUACUGUGUUCAGAUUAGUUGUGAAGCUACUAUUAUGUGAGUAUUUUUUAUAUUUUAAUUGCAGGAAAAUCGAACAUAACAUACAGGUAACAUAGUUGAUGAGAAAAAAAACAGAUUAAGACCCAUAUUUGCACCUACAUGACCUGGCCAGGGAAUGAAAAACAAGGAUGCCUUCAGUUCUCAAUGUCCUAUGGAUUUUUGUUUCUUUUAGCAGACCCCUUGUUCUCGGUGCCAUAGCAGUCUAGUCAUUCAUGUUAACAUCAAAAGAAUACGGCACAGCAACUACUGGAUGUCUCAGUACCAAAACUGGCAACCUAAAUAUUUGUGCAUGGACAGAACUGUUACAUGUAAAGAGAAACCUCAUGAAAGAACAGUACUGAGACAUUAAAAGCUUGCAUUUGCAGAGGAGGAAAAUCAUUGGUUGCCUUCUGUUUUGAUCUGCUGCAGUCCUUCUCCUUUUAUUAUGUUUGGUCAAAGAAGGCAUUUAUUUUCCCCAACCUUUCUCCUUGGGAGUACAUUGAGACAAGACACAACUCAGAACUUGUUGUCGCCUUUCGUGUUGUACAUUGUAUUUGCUUGAGGUAUACGGUUUAAUGUGAACGUCAUUAAAAGAACACUAGGGUUCUGCAUGCGAAACGUGUACUAUCUAACGAACGCUAGGCAGUCUCCAUGGUUCAGUCAUAUGCAGCAGAUUGUGGAUGUAAAUAAGCAGCCCGUAGCCACAAAAUUCACUCUUGUUUUUAUUUCUUUUCUAUUUUUUUAAAAGAGGUUGUAGUUUGGUGUGUGGCAGCUUUUUAAAGUAAUCUGUGGAAAACUAUUAGAACAGCAGCAAAGCUGAGAAAGGGCACUGCAGUUAUUAAAGGACUGCUUUGCUUACAUACAUAAGAGCCAAACACCAAUGUUUAUACAUAACUUAGAGCAUUUUUUUAAAAAGCAUUGCUGAUGAGCUUUCUGAAGACCAGAUUACCUCUGGUAUUUAGUAUACAUAUUAAACUCCAUGUGGUUUAAACCCUUCUUUUUGCCUGAAUUCAUAUUGCAGCCUUAAGGCUUGUGCCUCAUUAUGCUCUUUAAUAGUAAUAAAUGCUUACCAUACAAAUGCAGUAUCUUAAAAUCUGUCGUCCAUUGCUACUGUUGCAUUACGUCCAGUACUUCAUCACAGGCAACCAAAGGCAGGCUAUUGUGUUUUCCACAAGGAGCUUCUCCAAUGCAGUCCUUAAAGCCCUAAGUACCUGAGUCAUAAAUGUUCCUGUGUUCUUGAACAAAGUGAGCAGAUUUGCAACCCAGUGUUUCUCAUCCUGCAGAUCUGUAUGUUUUCUAUUGACUCUUUAGAGUCCUGCAUGUAAAUCUCAAAGCUGAGCCUGGCUCCAUGAGCCCGAGUUGGUAUUUGUGGCACAAGAAUGAAUGAGUGUAUUUGAACAUACACAAGAUACACACAUUAAACAUAGUACUCUGAAAACUGUGGGUUACAUAAGUGAAUCUAAGGUAUGUCUCAAGAUAUUUGCUGAGGAUUAAGUAGACUGAAAAUGUUGCAGUCAAAGAGCUUGCAAUGGGGGGAGGGGUGUUCUGCGAGUCUCUUGAUACACCACAUUCUGCCAGUUUAGAGUAUUCUAUAUUCUGUAUAAAUUUUAUGGUUUUUUAAGUGUCCACAUUGUCUGCUUUUUUGAUAGCGUAGGCCACUUUUUGCUUUUGUUUUUGGAGGCUUGAGACUAAUUCUACUCCCUGCCCAUCUGCUUUUGGGCUUUCUUUUAGGCUCAUGUUUCAGAUCUGCAUGCAGUGCUUGUUACCCUAGUAACUAAAUGUUGGUUCCUUGUUCUGGGGGUUCAACAUGGCUUUCCAAGUUAUGGGGCUUGUGGUGGCACAAGCUAUGGAUCUGUGUAUAAAAGUUACUGGCCUUUCUCCAUUUACCUGAUGUAGUAUUGUAUAUUGUGUGUUUUGCGUGAUGUCAGGCUGCCCUGUACAAUUUUAAACAAACUUAAAUGCAGACCAUCCCUUUUUUGCAUGCUUAGAAGGUAGAAUGUUCAGUGUAACAAACAAAAGUUGCAUGUUAAAAAAAAUGUUUAGGUUCUUAGUUUUUUUUAUUUUGUGUUUUUUGUGAAUUUGCUUAUUGUGCUGUUUUAAUGGUGGUUAGUAGGAUUAAAUGCACUGGUGAGGCAAACAUAGUGCCAACAGGAGGUAACUUUCCAGUUGUAUGUGUCAUGCAGCGUUUGAAGGGACCAUGUACUCUGCUCAAAGUGAAAUAAAAUCAUUUGAAUUCAA